Molecule: messenger RNA, 1692 nt
Organism: Onychostoma macrolepis
Lineage: Eukaryota; Metazoa; Chordata; Actinopteri; Cypriniformes; Cyprinidae
Product: mannose-binding protein A-like
Exons: 4
Source: RefSeq, a predicted model, not a curated record
GCCAAGGUUAUUUCCCAGUGAACUGUUUUGUUUGCGAGAUUUGUAAGUGAACAUAGCUGAUCAUAUCACUUUAGACACACUAUAUUUGUAAACUAUAUAAAAAAAUAACAAACUGUAACACCACUACACUUUUUCCAUUUUUACCACUACAUCAGACACAAAUGUUUUAUCAAUUGGUAAAUGCUAUAGUUCUGAUGGCUAACAGUCAUUAGCCUUUGGCUUUUAAAUGAAAUAAGCAAAUCAGUGACUUCACUCCUGAUUCUCCUGAGUUGGUGCACACUAUUUCUUGAAGAAAUAGUACAACACAACCAUUUAACCAGGGUGUCAAUAUAUGGGAGGCUGGGACGGCCUACAUGUGCGCAUGGUGUGGGCUGUACAUCCUGAGAGGAAGAUCAGUUUUUCAGAAUUUGAGAUUCACAACAACAAACCCAUCAGAUUUAAAGAAAGAAAACCCUUCUUUCUUGUGGACUUGUUGAGCAACAGGCAUUGGCUGUCACCGGGACUCCUGCAUUAAACCUAUGGCGCUGUUAAAACUGUUCCUCAAGGCUCUUCUGCUCCUUCAGUUUGCACUGCAGCUGUUGGAUGGAGCUGAACCUCAGAACCUGAACUGUCCUGCAUAUGGUGGAGUUCCUGGCACUCCUGGACACAACGGUCUGCCUGGGAGAGAUGGGAGAGAUGGUAAAGAUGGAGCAAUCGGACCCAAAGGAGAGAAGGGAGAGCCAGGAGUGAGUGUUUAGGGACCACCAGGUAAAGCGGGACCACCUGGGCCAGCUGGAGAAAAGGGGGAAAGGGGGCCUUCAGGUCCACAAGGCUCUCCUGGACAUGAAAGAAUAUCUGACUCCCUAAAAUCUGAGAUGCAGCAACUCAAUGCCAAGAUUGUCAUGAUUGAGAAGGUUGUGAGUUUUAAUACAUUCAGAAAAGUGGGACAGAAAUACUACAUCACUGAUGGUGUUGAGGCAACUUUUGACACAGGAAUGCAGUACUGUAAGGACGUUGGUGGAACAAUAGUUUUGCCAAGAACUGUUUCUGAAAAUCAGGCAUUACUGAAAGUAUCAGUAUCCAGUGGUUUAGGUAGUAAGAAGCCAUAUAUUAGAACUACAGACAGAGAAAUAGAGGGACGGUUUGAGGACACUGAGGGGAAGCAAUUGACUUUUACCAGCUGGCAUACCGGUCAGCCUGACGACUAUAAGGGACAACAAGACUGUGGAACUAUAACAGACACUGGCCUUUGGGAUGAUGUUGGUUGUAAUGGUCUACAUCCCAUCAUAUGUGAAAUAGAAAUCAAAUAGUGUGUAUACAAUAUUAAGAUGUAUACAUAUCUGCAACAAUAACAUGCUAUUAACAGUACACACAGAAUAAACAGUAUAAAUCACACAGUAAAAUAUAUCCUUCAAAAAAAAAUCUAUUACAGUGCAUAAAUAAUUUGCUAUAAAUGUUUUUUUGAACUAAUUAAUAAAUGCAUUCUUAUGAUUAUUUGUCAUGAAUCAAAAAGUGUGUCUCUUUUAUUUCAUUGCAAGUCUUACAUUGCAGAACUUUAGAUGAAAUGAAAAACUGAAACUAAUGAAAUGAUAGGACAGCGAUUUUAUCAUAUUUGUUUGUUUAUAAUGGUUAUGCCCUGCAAAAGUAUGUCCAAGGUUACAAUAUUUCCAAGUGACCUCUUAAAUUGUUUUGUUAGUGAGAUUUGUAUAUGCA